AUGGCGUCCGCCAGCGGCAGCUCCUCGUCGGCGAGGGGACGGGCCGCCGCUCCUCGUCGCCGUGCCGCACUGUCUCCGUCGCCGCCGUACGUCGCCGUCGCCGCCGGGGUUGGCAUGGGACGACACACAGAGCUUCGUGAUGCACGCACCGUCGAACACCAUUUCGCGGCCGGCGGUGAGCACGUUCCGUCGCUCCCACCUCCACGUCCCGCGCCCCCGCGCGACGGCGUCCACCGUCCACCGCCCGCCCCGUGCGCUGCCUUACGCUGCCGGCCGCCGCGCCUCGCCCGCCACCUGCAGCCGCCUCCACGCCCGCCACCCGCCUCCGCCGCCGCCCACCGCCCGCCGCCGGCCUCGCCUCCGUGCCCGCCAGCCAUGGCCUCGGCGCCCGCCUCCGGCCUCGCCUCCGCUCCCGCUGCCCCCAGCCGCCUCCGCUCCCGCCGCCCCCAGCCGCCUUCCCCCGCCCGCCGCCCUCAACCGCAUGGCGCCGGCCUCGGCUCCGCGCCCGCCAGCCGCGGCCUCGGCUCCGCGCCCGCCGCCCCCAGCCGCCUCCGCUCCCGCCGCCCCCAGCCGCCCUCAAUUGGAUGGAUGUACGGCGGCGGCGUGGUGACAGGGUUCCGGAUGCAUGCGCGCGGGUGGUCGUCGGCGUACUGCUCACCGGCGAGGCUGGCGUUUAGGAGCUACACGCGGGCCAACCCCACGGACCGGCUGGGCUACGUGACCCGCGUCGCCUACCCGCUCGCCUCCCUCCUGCUCACCGUCUACUGCGUGCUCCCGGCCGUCUGCCUCCUCACCGGUAAGUCCACGUUCCCCGGCGACGUGAACUACUACGACGGCGUCCUCCUCAUCCUGCUGCUCUUCUCCGUGGCCACGUCGGUCGUGCUCGAGCUGAGGUGGAGCUGCGUGCCGCUACGGGCAUGGUGGUCGGACGAGAAGCUCUAG
Messenger RNA from Oryza sativa Japonica Group (Japanese rice), 942 nucleotides. NCBI's taxonomy places the organism in Eukaryota, Viridiplantae, Streptophyta, Magnoliopsida, Poales, Poaceae. The record is from RefSeq and is a predicted model, not a curated record.